GAGAGAGAAAGAUGGAGGUGAGGGUCCGGGAAAGGCUCCUGUGCCUGGCCGUGCUGUCCAGCGUCCUCUGCGUGGAUUCAGUCCUCGGGAAAUACGUCAAAGGCAUCGUGAACACCAAAGAGGACUGGGUUUUCCUCACUCGCUUCUGCUUUCUCACUGACUUUGGACGUCUGGACUUCCGGUUCCGCUAUCCAAAGUCUCGCUGCUGUCAGAACAUAUUGCUCUACUUCGAUGACAGUUCUCAGUGGCCAGCUGUGUACAAAAGGCCUGAAAAGAACUGCUACCAGAAGGAGGCAGUGCUGAGGCCCGAGAACAACCAGGUCAUCAACCUCACGACACGCUACACCUGGUCUGGCUGUGUGGUGGAGGGAGACGGGAACGAGGAGGUUCUGAGCUGCGUGGGUGGACGUAGUUUCCGCUCUGUGAGGGAGAGAUGGUGGUACAUCGCUCUCAGCAAGUGUGGGGGCGAUGGCUUGCAGCUGGAAUACGAGAUGAAACUGACCAAUGGCCAGUCUUUCUGGACGCAGCAUUUCUCUGCAGAUGAGUUCGGAAUCUUGGAGACGGACAUCACGUUCCUGGUCAUAUUCUCAAUGGUGUUCCUCCUCUCCUGCUACUUUGCCUACAAUCUGAAGGGAAGACAGCUUCUUCACACAACCUACAAAAUGUUUAUGACGGCGGCGGGUGUGGAGGUGCUCAGCCUGUUGUUCCAUUGUGUGUACUGGGGCCUGUAUGCGAGAGAUGGAGUUGGCAACGGCAGCCUGAAAAUACUCGGGAAAUUACUGUUCUCCGUCAGUUUCUUGGUGUUCCUUCUGAUGCUCAUUUUGUUGGGCAAAGGUUUCACUGUCACCAGGGCGAGGAUCAGUCACAGUGGGUCAGUGAAGCUGAGCAUCUACAUGACAGUCUACACAAUCACCUACGUCAUUCUCUUCAUCUACGAGGCUGAGUUCUUUGACCCAGGUGAAGUGCUGUAUGCUUACGACAGCCCUGCAGGUUACGGACUGAUGGGCCUGCAGCUGCUGGCCUACGUGUGGUUCUGCUAUGCCGUGCUGGUCUCUCUGAAACACUACCCAGAGAAACAGCCUUUCUACGUCCCUUUCUUCACCACAUACACACUAUGGUUUUUUGCAGUGCCUGUUAUGGCUCUGAUUGCCAACUAUGGGAUUCCUCGUUGGGCUCGGGAGAAGAUCGUCAACGGCAUUCAGCUCGGCAUCCACCUCUAUGCUCACAUCGUCUUCCUUGUUAUCACACGCCCUUCAGCAGCCAAUAAGAACUUCCCAUAUCAUGUUCGGACAUCCCAGAUUGGGAUCCUGCUGUCCAGUCCUAAAGGGGGAGAGGGGGCUGAGAGUUUCCCCCAUCAUGCUUACGGAAAUAGCUCCUUCCUGGGAGACUCUCAACCUAACUUCACUGAACUCUUCUCCAUCCAAUCAGAUCCAGUGAAAACAGUGGAGGAGACGGUGGCCUCUAAAGGACCCGAGGUGCCGAGGAACAGCGAGCAGAAGAUCAUCACCACUGCUGCUGACUUGACAUCGAUAUUGCCCCCACCCCCAAUACCCCCCCGCCCGGCCACACGCUCACCCCCGCUGCCACCCCGCCUCCCCUCCUUCACCGAAUAUUUCAGCAUGCAGAGCGGAGGUGGAGGAGGGUUCGGAACGAAGGCAUGAGAUGGAGAGAAAGACAGGACAGAGGUCAGGACAGAGGGAGAUGGGGGAAGGCAUGGAGGGAAUGGACAGAAUGACAAUACAAAGUAAAGGAAGAGCAAAAAUCAAGGUAUAGGAGUGCUGAGCUUGUUAAAGAAUAAAGAAGCAAUAAAUAUUUGAUGCUGACCAGUAAAAGGCACACAGGGAGAAAGAUGACAAAGUGGAUGUAGCCAGAGCAAUAGAAUGAUAGCUGUGCACGAUGCGGAAAUGAACAAAAUUCUUGAAAUACUUUUAUUCAAAAAUUCAUGAGGCAUUGAUGGUGUGCCUGGAAGAGUUUGUAAAUAGUUAAAACUGGAGAGAGCUACCACUAUAUAUAGUUUUAUUUCAAAAGAGGAAAUUUGUUUUCAUGUUUUUAUUUCCACAUCAUUAAAUUCCAGUUGGUGCUGUGACCAUUGAAAAAUCUCAUUCCGUUUCAUUCAUUAAAUUCAUUUAAAAAAAAAAAAAAAAGACUUUUUUAUGUUUGGCACAUUUUGAUAAAGCAUAGAUAUUUACUCUAUAU
This is a messenger RNA of Toxotes jaculatrix (banded archerfish), 2196 nucleotides long. It is a transcript of the gene tmem145, whose product is annotated as transmembrane protein 145. The record is from RefSeq and is a predicted model, not a curated record. The coding region runs from base 12 to 1661 and encodes 549 amino acids. The transcript has 16 exons. Gene Ontology annotation, biological process: response to pheromone; G protein-coupled receptor signaling pathway. NCBI's taxonomy places the organism in Eukaryota, Metazoa, Chordata, Actinopteri, Toxotidae.